ACCACCCCAACCAGAUAAUAGCGACGUCGUGUUGACCUGUUCCUUACUGUUUGAGGGAAACCGUUGAUGUGCAUCUAAUCUUCAAACCUGCUAGCAUCAUAUUUCAUCUUGUGCCAAUGAGCCUUGUUGACAUACACUCCAUAGUACGCUCAACAUCGUCAUUGUGUUAUCUUGCAUUUUCGCCUACCCUGUGUGCUUAGACACCGUUCCGGUUUCAAAACGCAACACCACACAACAGCUCCGAGCUCUGAUCACGAAGGUGAUCGCGAUAAACAACGUGGUAACGACCCAGGACGGCCCAAGCACACCGCUCUUCCUGAUCAUUACUUUACAGGCCAUCAGGUGUUUUCUCAUCGACCAACACUAAGAAUGAAUAUGGACUGGAUUCUCGACAGCGGCUACCUGCCCCAUGCUGUCAUCAGAAUAGGCAUUCGGCGGCAGCUUCAGGAGCGCCUUGUCUCCAUCGCGAGCACGUCUCUCAGCCUUGAUUACGAGCGCAAGAUGACCUUUAUUGAGAAAUUGCGCACCCAACCUAUCGCCAUCGAGACCGCCGCAGCUAAUAAGCAACACUACGAGGUUGGAACCGGCGUUCUCGCCGCCUGCCUGGGUCCCCGCAUGAAGUACUCGUGCUGUCUUUAUCCCAAGGGCGGCGAGACCCUGGCCCAGGCUGAGGUGGCUAUGCUGCAGACCUAUGUCGAAAAGGGCGGGUUGGAAGACGGCAUGAGCAUUCUGGACCUUGGCUGCGGUUGGGGAUCAGGUGCACUCUACUUCGCCGAGGUACUGCCCAACUCCAAGGUCACGGCCUUUUCCAACUCCAAGACGCAAAAGGAGUACAUCGACGCCAAGGCCAAGGAGAAGGGGCUGACGAACCUCACUAUUAUCACGGGCAACGUAGUCGACUAUGAGUUCGAGCGACAGUCGUUUGACCGAGUCGUUUCCAUCGAGCUGUUCGAGCACAUGAAGAACUAUGAGCUGCUCAUGGCCAAGGUCGGGCGGGCUCUGAAACCCGGUGGCAAGCUGUUUGUUCACAUAUUUGCCCACAAAACCACGCCGUAUGACUACGAGGAGGGCUGGAUGACGACGCACUUCUUCACAGGAGGUACUAUGCCAUCCACCGACCUGCUUCUCUUCUUCCAACAGGACCUCAAGAUCCAAAAGCAAUGGUGGGUUAACGGACAGCACUACUCCAAGACAUGCGAGGACUGGCUGAGCGAGAUGCUCUCACACAAGAAGGAGAUUUGGCCGCACCUGAUUGAGACGUACGGGGAACAGGAUGCCAGUGUGUGGUACAACCGGUGGCAGAUCUUCUACAUGGCAUGCUCCGAGCUUUUCGCAUACCAGGGUGGUGACACCUGGGGCGUGGCGCACUAUCUCUUCGAGAAGCCCAGCAACUGAGCAGACGAACGUAGAAUGGAGCAAGUAAUGGUUUGCGCCCGUUGUGGAUUUAGUGUGUACCUGUAAUAGAACAGCAAUUCCUUCCUCCCC
This is a messenger RNA of Colletotrichum destructivum, 1485 nucleotides long. RefSeq names its product Putative S-adenosyl-L-methionine-dependent methyltransferase superfamily. The record is from RefSeq and is a predicted model, not a curated record. Lineage: Eukaryota; Fungi; Ascomycota; Sordariomycetes; Glomerellales; Glomerellaceae. Bases 370 to 1395 code for a protein of 341 amino acids. The transcript has 6 exons.